Molecule: messenger RNA, 680 nt
Organism: Nannospalax galili (Upper Galilee mountains blind mole rat)
Lineage: Eukaryota; Metazoa; Chordata; Mammalia; Rodentia; Spalacidae
Gene: Pfdn5
Product: prefoldin subunit 5
Exons: 6
Coding region: 86-550 (154 amino acids)
Biological process (GO): regulation of DNA-templated transcription; protein folding
Cellular component (GO): cytoplasm; prefoldin complex
Source: RefSeq, a predicted model, not a curated record
CUGGCGGUGCCAUAGAGAUGCGCCGAGUUUGGCUAGAGCGUCGUUAGGCCAGCCGGCUUUCUCUUCGUUAGUUCUCCUUUCCAACAUGGCGCAGUCGAUUAACAUCACGGAGCUGAGUCUGCCACAGCUGGAAAUGCUCAAGAACCAGCUGGACCAGGAAGUGGAGUUCUUGUCCACGUCCAUUGCCCAACUCAAGGUGGUACAGACCAAGUAUGUGGAAGCCAAGGACUGUCUGAACGUGCUGAACAAGAGCAACGAGGGAAAAGAAUUACUGGUUCCACUGACGAGUUCUAUGUAUGUCCCCGGGAAGCUACAUGAUGUGGAGCAUGUGCUCAUCGAUGUGGGAACUGGCUACUAUGUAGAGAAGACAGCUGAGGAUGCCAAGGACUUUUUCAAAAGGAAGAUAGACUUCCUUACCAAGCAGAUGGAGAAAAUCCAGCCAGCUCUGCAGGAGAAGCAUGCCAUGAAACAAGCUGUCAUGGAAAUGAUGAGCCAGAAGAUUCAGCAGCUCACAGCCCUGGGGGCAACUCAGGCUGCUGCCAAGGCCUGAGAGUAUGUUGCCUAAAUGAGAGUUGGAGGGACCCUGUUUCUAGGGGCAUGGGACUUUGUAGGCAAUGCCUUCUGGUGUCUGGAAGGGAAUCUUGUGUUUAAUGUUAAUAAAUGUGCAAGUGAGAAAAUGG